This is a messenger RNA of Condylura cristata (star-nosed mole), 1625 nucleotides long. It is a transcript of the gene RPE65, whose product is annotated as retinal pigment epithelium-specific protein 65kDa. The record is from RefSeq and is a predicted model, not a curated record. Gene Ontology annotation, molecular function: beta-carotene 15,15'-dioxygenase activity; retinol isomerase activity; all-trans-retinyl-ester hydrolase, 11-cis retinol forming activity. Lineage: Eukaryota; Metazoa; Chordata; Mammalia; Eulipotyphla; Talpidae. The coding region runs from base 1 to 1602 and encodes 533 amino acids. The transcript has 14 exons. Gene Ontology annotation, biological process: retinal metabolic process; zeaxanthin biosynthetic process.
AUGUCCAUUCAAGUUGAGCACCCUGCUGGUGGUUACAAGAAACUGUUUGAAACUGUAGAGGAACUGUCCUCACCACUCACAGCUCAGGUUACAGGCAGGAUCCCACUCUGGCUUACCGGCAGUCUCCUUCGAUGUGGGCCUGGACUCUUUGAAAUUGGAUCUGAGCCAUUUUACCACCUGUUUGAUGGGCAAGCCCUCUUGCACAAGUUUGACUUUAAAGAAGGACACGUCACAUACCAUAGAAGGUUCAUCCGAACUGAUGCUUAUGUACGGGCAAUGACUGAGAAAAGGAUUGUCAUAACGGAAUUUGGUACCUGUGCAUUCCCAGAUCCCUGCAAGAAUAUAUUUUCCAGGUUUUUUUCUUACUUUCGAGGAGUGGAGGUUACUGACAAUGCCCUUGUUAAUAUCUACCCAGUGGGGGAAGAUUACUAUGCGUGCACAGAGACCAACUUCAUUACAAAGAUUAAUCCUGAAACCUUGGAGACAAUUAAGCAGGUAGAUCUUUGCAACUACAUCUCAGUCAAUGGAGUUACUGCUCAUCCCCACAUUGAAAGUGAUGGAACUGUUUACAACAUUGGUAAUUGCUUUGGGAAAAAAUUUUCAAUUGCCUACAAUAUUGUAAAAAUUCCUCCAUUACAAACAGACAAGGAAGAUCCAAUAAGCAAGUCAGAGGUCAUCGUACAAUUUCCCUGCAGUGACCGAUUCAAGCCAUCUUAUGUCCAUAGUUUUGGUUUGACUCCCAACUAUAUUGUUUUUGUGGAGACACCAGUCAAAAUUAACCUCUUAAAGUUCCUCUCUUCGUGGAGUCUUUGGGGAGCCAAUUACAUGGAUUGCUUUGAGUCCAAUGAAACCAUGGGGGUUUGGCUCCAUAUUGCUGACAAAAAUAGAAGAAAAUAUAUUAAUAACAAAUAUAGGACCUCUUCUUUUAACCUCUUCCAUCACAUCAACACCUAUGAAGACAAUGAAUUUCUGAUUGUGGAUCUCUGUUGUUGGAAAGGGUUUGAAUUUGUCUAUAAUUAUUUAUAUUUAGCCAAUUUACGUGGAAACUGGGAAGAGGUGAAAAAAAAUGCUAGAAAUGCUCCGCAGCCUGAGGUUAGAAGAUAUGUACUUCCUCUAAAUAUUGACAAGGCUGACAAAGGCAAGAAUUUAGUCACUCUCCCCAAUACCACUGCCACUGCAGUUCUGUGCAGUGAUGAGACCAUCUGGCUGGAACCUGAGGUUCUCUUUUCAGGACCUCGCCAAGCAUUUGAGUUUCCUCAAAUCAAUUACCAGAAGUAUGGUGGGAAACCUUACACAUAUGCAUAUGGACUUGGCUUGAAUCAUUUUGUUCCAGACAGGCUCUGUAAACUGAAUGUCAAAACUAAAGAAAUUUGGAUAUGGCAAGAGCCUGAUUCAUACCCAUCAGAACCCAUCUUCGUUUCUCACCCAGAUGCCCUGGAAGAAGAUGAUGGUGUGGUUCUGAGUGUGGUGGUAAGCCCUGGAGCAGGACAAAAGCCUGCUUAUCUUCUAAUUCUUAAUGCCAAGGAUUUGAGUGAAGUUGCCAGAGCUGAAGUGGAGAUUAACAUCCCUGUCACCUUUCAUGGGUUGUUUAAAAAAUCCUGAGCACAUUUUAGUAUGAUAUGUUU